This is a messenger RNA of Entrophospora candida, 372 nucleotides long. The record is from the annotation of a GenBank genome assembly. NCBI's taxonomy places the organism in Eukaryota, Fungi, Glomeromycota, Glomeromycetes, Entrophosporales, Entrophosporaceae.
AUGCCCAAUUCUGUCAGUGAAAAUUAUUUUUCAAGCUCAUUUACUAAUAUGAUUACAAAAGGAAUACUUACAUUUGAACAAAAAUUUUCCUAUGAUGAGGGAGAAACUGAGAGUUUGGUUUCGAAAAUGGUAUUAAACCUUAACCAAAAACCUACAGAUAGAGGCAUUAUUGGCCAGAAAUGUGAUUUUCAUAUACAAAAGGAUGGGUUUGAAUAUUUGAUUGGUUUGCAUGCUGAUGGGUUACCUGAAGCUUGUAAAUCAAAAAAAUGGAAUGAUAGAGUUGACUUGGCAGUGGCAAUGAGGGAUGUCCUGUUAAAAGAAGGAAUUGAAAAUAAUGGGUCUGGGACACUUUACCAAUACCCACUUUACUGA